This is a messenger RNA of Pungitius pungitius (ninespine stickleback), 2087 nucleotides long. It is a transcript of the gene slc35f4, whose product is annotated as solute carrier family 35 member F4. Bases 351 to 1601 code for a protein of 416 amino acids. The record is from RefSeq and is a predicted model, not a curated record. NCBI's taxonomy places the organism in Eukaryota, Metazoa, Chordata, Actinopteri, Perciformes, Gasterosteidae. Gene Ontology annotation, cellular component: membrane. The transcript is spliced from 7 exons.
CCGGGCUGCGCGACCAUUCCUGACAGAGAGCCAGAGUAGCAGUAACAGGGAGAGCAACAGAGAGGCAGGAAGCCAAGUGCCGGGACCAAGACAGAAGAGUUUGACAUACAUCUGGGAGGAGGAGGAGGAGGAGGAGGAGGAGGAGGAGGGAGAUGGAGGGUGCAGGGAGGCGAUCAAGAGCGUGAAGAAGAAAACAGAGGAAGUUGGAGAGUGUAAAGGAUGCACGGAGCAAGGAGCAGGAGCUGCUGAGCGUGCAGCAGCAUCGGCCCGGGCGCACUUGCUCACACACACACACACACACACACACAGAGCUCCCGAGGAAGGACAGAUCAUUGGGCCCCCGGUGGAGGAUGAAGAAGCACUCAGCCCGAGUGGCUCCUCUCAGCUCGUACAGCACUCAGGUCCUUACCUGCCCCGUCUCUGAAGGAGAAGAUGGUUCAGAGUCCAACGCAGAGACACCGGGCAGCGAGACCAGCGACGAGAGCCGGUCCUUUCAAACAUGUACCAACACAGCUCUGAAGGUGCUGGGCGGUCUUCUGCUGGUGCUGUGUGUCUCCUCCUCCUGGGUGGGUACCACUCAGGUGGUUAAACUGACCUUCCAGUCUUUCUCCUGUCCCUUCUUCAUCUCCUGGUUCAGCAGCAACUGGAACAUAUUCUUCUUCCCCAUCUAUUACUCCGGACUUGUGGUUACCACGCGUGAGAAGCAGACGCCCAUACAGAAAUUCAGGGAGUGCAGCAGGCUCUUUGGGGAGGAUGGGAUGACUCUCAAGCUUUUCGUAAAGAGAACAGCCCCUUUCUCCAUCCUGUGGACUCUGACCAACUACCUGUACCUCAUGGCCUUGAAGAAACUCACCGCCACCGAUGUCUCCGCCCUCUACUGCUGCCACAAGGCCUUCGUCUUUCUCCUGUCCUGGAUCGUUCUCAAGGACCGAUUCAUGGGAGUUCGGAUCGUGGCGGCCAUCAUGGCCAUCACAGGUAUUGUGAUGAUGGCGUACGCGGACGGUUUCCACGGGGAUUCCUUCGUGGGCGUAGCAUUGGCUGUGGGCUCCGCCAGCACGUCAGCUCUCUACAAGGUGCUGUUCAAGAUGUUCCUGGGCAGUGCCAACAUUGGAGAAGUGGCUCACUUCCUUUCCACCAUGGGCUUCUUCAAUCUCAUCUUCAUCUCCUGCGUGCCCCUCAUCCUCUACUUCACCAAAGUAGAGCACUGGGGCUCUGUGUCCUCGCUGCCCUGGGGGUACCUGUGUGGUCUGGCAGGACUGUGGCUGGUGUUCAACAUCUUGGUCCACGUUGGCGUGGUGCUGACGUACCCCAUCCUCAUCUCCAUAGGAACCCUGCUCAGUGUUCCGGGCAAUGCAGCUGUGGACGUUUUGAAACACGAGGUGAUCUUCAGCGUGGUGCGCCUGGCGGCCACCUGCAUCAUCUGCCUGGGCUUCUUGCUCCUGCUGCUCCCGGAGGAGUGGGACUCGGCCACUCUGCGCUUCCUGGCCUCCAUCGCGGACAAGAAGCCCGAGGAACACGGCGGCGAGGAGCUGACCGAGUCCAGCGUCAACACCCGGAGCCGCAGCCGGGCCAACGGCACCGUCUCCAUUCCCUUGGCGUGACGCGGGCCGAGCUGUGGCAGUAGUCUGAAAGGCCCCCGGCUGCUCACCCUCCUGCUGUUGUCCUGUCCACCCCGGGCGGGGGGGGGGGGGGGGGUGUGGAGGGACGAUCGCUCCACGUGGACCCUCUCUCUGGAGACGCGUCUCUGUCCCAGCACUUCACGGCAGGAGCGCAAAAAGGAAACCAUUCAUUGGAGUUUGCUUUUCGAAAGGGUGGAAAGUGUUAUUUACUUUCUUGUUAUACUUGCCACGCUCCGUCCUGUUCCUCGCACGUACCCACAGCACGAGCCGACCCCCCCCCCCCCCCCUGACCUGCUCCGUGGACUGUAUUCUGUGAAUAUUAAUAGUGACAGGGCCAAUUCGGCUCAAUCUCAUAUGUAUUAAUGAUAUUUGCUUGUAUCGAUAAGAGUAUUAUUUUAAGUCAUUGAUUAGCAUUAUAUUAAAGAAUGGCAAUUAUAUUAUGCGUAAUGUACAGGCUCCAUUGGUUUU